GGCAGUUUAUAUAUAUAUAAAUCAGCAUCUCAACCGUAACUUCCGUGCUUGUAAUCCCCUAUCAUCUCAUCAUCUCCAUCGAAAAUGCCUUCUUCUCUCAACAUCCCCAAGCUGCCAUAUUUCGCUCCCGAGAAACACCUACCCGCCCCUCUGCCCGACCCCGAAUCUCUCCGGGAAGACCAAUACCCGCUCGAUAUUCUCAGAGGGGUUCGUGUCGGCAAGCAUUACCUAGCCAGGUAUGGACUAGACCCCGUCGCCGGCCCCCUCGAGGCCGUAAACAUGCUCCUCGUUAGCAAGUAUACAAAGGUCCCUAUCCCGACUGUAUACGCGGCCUACUGGCACGAGCACCACGGCGUCUGGAGCUUCGUCAUGGUCACGGAGUACGUUCCGGGCCACACCAUCAGGGAACACGUCGGCAACGACGAGGCUCGCCUAAAGCCGCUAGUCCCUUCCAUCACCGAGCAGCUUCGCCGCGCUCUCGCGCAGCUGCGGCGCAUCCCGCACGCCGGCUUCUACGGCCCCGUGGGCGACGACCCGGCGCUGCGUUCCAAGCAGUUCGGGACUGCGGCCGAGGUGCGGAACGCGCGUUUCGACGAAUACAUACCGGAGUAUCCUUACGAGCCCGACUACGAAUCGAAGCGAUACAUGAGGAGGCGGGCGGCCGCAAAGAAGCAGUUCUGCAAGGGCCUGUCCACGGGCGAUGCGCCGGUCUUCACCCACGGCAGGCUGGACAUGUGGGCGAUAAAAGUGCGGCCGGACGGCAACAUCUGCAUCACUAAUUGGCGCGCUGCAGGGUUCUAUCCGCCCGAGUUUGAGUAUAUGCGAGCCGAGAGUAUGGGACAGGGUUAUGAGGUGUGGAAUGACAUCCUGGCUGCUUUCCCCGAAAACGCCUCCGACGAGCGAUACGACUUGAUCGAGAAUAUAUUCCACGAGUAUGAGGAUAUGAUGGAGGUUAAGCAUAAACGUAUAAUGGAAGAGUUGGGUGAAACGGGAUUGUCUUAGUACUAUGAUCUUUAUUAGUG
Molecule: messenger RNA, 1022 nt
Organism: Daldinia vernicosa
Lineage: Eukaryota; Fungi; Ascomycota; Sordariomycetes; Xylariales; Hypoxylaceae
Exons: 1
Coding region: 85-1002 (305 amino acids)
Source: RefSeq, a predicted model, not a curated record